CAUGAUUUCACACCAAUGAGCAUACCGCGUGGAGCUCCCACUCGCUGGCAUCAGAAACACUAGAUAUCUUCAGUCCUGAGCUACACAGAUUCAUACAAAUAUACACGAGCACUGACUAGACGGUGGCUGUGACCUGCCAAAACUCCUUUGGGAACAGGCGGUGAUAGAAGAGAAGGAGUCCUGCCACUCUCACACACACCGGACUCAAGCAGGAUCUGCACCAUGAAGACCAGACUAGGCUGCCUGUCCAACAAAUCUGACUCCUACAGCGACUUCUCAGAGUUCCUGCCUCCAGCCCAUGAAACCACUGCCAGGUGUCUGAAACUUUCAACGGAUGAAGUCGUCCGAUGGUCUGAAUCGUUUGAUCACCUCCUGUCUCACAAAUAUGGCCUCGCUGCUUUCAGGACCUUUCUCAAGACGGAGUUCAGCGAUGAGAAUAUUGAGUUUUGGAUGGCCUGUGAAGACUACAAGAAAAUCAAAAGCUCAGCCAAGCUUGUGUCAAAAGCGAACAAGAUAUUCAGGGAGUUCAUUGAUGUUCAGGCACCAAGAGAGGUAAAUAUUGACUACCGCACCAGGGAAAGGACCAAGCAGAACCUGGAGGACCCCUCCCCGACCAGCCUCAAUGAGAUCCAGGCUAAAGUGUACAGCCUCAUGGAGAAGGACUCCUACCCACGGUUCCUCAGGUCCAAGAUGUACCAAGAUAUAGUGAACAGGACGCAUGCACAAGGCCAGAGGAGGUCGGUAUGACCAGAACUGAUGACGGCGCCUACAGACAUGGAACUGGACCGCUACCAUAUCCAUCGACCCUCUGACGUCAUUUCCGAAUACUGUGAUGAAGAAGGAUGUGGUGACACGCCUGACUGUUUCUGUUGUCUUCACCAGCUCCAUGCAUGACAUCCCUCUAAAUAAUACUCAUCUUGGUGGACUGCACUAAUGUGAAGGCGAAUGGAUGAGGAGAAGCUCAUCGUGUUUUACCUCUAUGUAGUGCUGGGUGAUGUAUCUGAAAAUAUCACAGUAAAAAUCAUCAUAUCAUGCAAUAACAAUAUUUAUCAUCUAAAAUCUCACUGAUAAUGCAAGGCUAUAAAAUCACAAGCAAUUCUUGAUUUUGUAAAAAAUAUUUUUAUAUCUGAGGUUGUUUAUCUGAGGUAUGAAUGCAACGACAAACAGAAAGCUGUGGAUGAAAGCUUUUGAUUUAGGUAUUUUGUUGUGGUGCACUUUAUUUUCCUCAGGAAUAACAAUUCAGGCACUGCUCUUUUUUUUUUUUUGGACAGAAGUAUUUUAAUUUACUUUGAGGUGGGCUUGUAGUAUUCAUUAAAAAAAAAAAAAGAAAGCUAAAUAUUGUUAUUGUUCUGUCUAUCACCCAGCACUAGUUCUAUUUAUCUUUGUGAAAUAGAAACUGUCGUAUGCAGGUAUUUAGACCUGUCUGUCGCUGUUUGUGUGUUUACAACGAACAACAAACUAAGUGAAGACUUAUUAUCUGAAACUGUGCCAAAUUAGAUUGCACUUAGAUGUUGCUAUAGUGACAUAACCCUGUGUAUUGUUAACUCUUGCGGGUAUGUUGUGUGACAUUAAAUGUGGUGUACAAAGCAGGGUUUAGUUUUAUUUUGCUUUCACUUCAUUCAGCUCAGUUUAGAACGUUUAAAGUUUUGUAAUUCUUGCUUACUUAGAUACGCUACAUCACUGUCUUUAAAUUCUCUUUUCUAUCAUUUCAGUCUUAUGAUUUUAGGAUUAUUUCACGUGAAAGUUAAUGAAUUUAAAUAGCAUUUUAUUUUAGUCUUUCUGUCUGUGUCACUGCAAAAUGUA
Messenger RNA from Sphaeramia orbicularis (orbiculate cardinalfish), 1803 nucleotides. RefSeq names its product regulator of G-protein signaling 8-like. The transcript is spliced from 5 exons. The record is from RefSeq and is a predicted model, not a curated record. Lineage: Eukaryota; Metazoa; Chordata; Actinopteri; Kurtiformes; Apogonidae. Bases 223 to 747 code for a protein of 174 amino acids.